Cordyceps militaris CM01 is the source of this 2649-nucleotide messenger RNA. Its product is annotated as C6 transcription factor. The record is from RefSeq and is a predicted model, not a curated record. Bases 1 to 2649 code for a protein of 882 amino acids. The transcript is spliced from 7 exons. Gene Ontology annotation, biological process: regulation of transcription by RNA polymerase II. NCBI's taxonomy places the organism in Eukaryota, Fungi, Ascomycota, Sordariomycetes, Hypocreales, Cordycipitaceae. Gene Ontology annotation, molecular function: DNA-binding transcription factor activity, RNA polymerase II-specific.
AUGACGGGCCAUCGGCCAAAUGGAGAUGCUUGCAUUGAUACUGGGGGCGAUGCUCCGAGAUGCCAGCUAUAUAAGGAUCAAGCCGAGAUACGACCACUCUGCCAGGACAUCCUCUAUCCCAAUCGGCACGGCACAACCUUUUAUACGAAGUACCGACUGGACUCGUUGGUUCGGAGCCGGCGCGGCGAGUUCGGCCGCGUUGAUGAAAAAAGCCGGACGGCCAAUUCCCGGUGGGAAGGGUGCUUUACCGAACGAUUACGGCUGGGGUCGUACUUGUACCGAGCCGGCUUCGAGCCGGCGGCAAGCCAGCCGUGGCUGAGCAAGGGUGACCUGGUCGCCUUGCGCGGAACUGGGGAUACGACUUCCCGCAAGCACGGGGGUGCAGAGUUUGGCUCUUUUUAUCUACCAGGCUACGUCAUCUGCAACCUCGAGCUGGCAGGGCACGUAGAUAACGGACAAGCGUUUCUGUACACACCAGGCAUCAUCGGCCGCUUGGCGACAAAAGGACCUUGUGAUGGUUCUGGGCGGGCGGCGUGGGCGGGCUUUGGAUCAGGAUUAGCUGGCAACGGGGGGGAAAACUCCGCUGAAGGUGCUCAUCGGCGAGCUGACAGACAGGCCAGGUGUGGCAGUGCUUUGCUGCUUGGAUUAGGCGAUUGGCACACAUUUAACCCGCUACCGUCGCUGCGGGACCUCGCCGUGCCAUUCUCCAUUCUAACAAGGGAGGCUGCGAGGUCUCAGCGUCCAUCUCAUUUCCCAUCAUCUCGAAUUCGCCCGGCGUCAUUCUCUUCUUCCUCCAUCUCUCACAUCUUGCGUUGCCUCGUUCAACCGUCCGACAGUGAGCCCUGCGGCUAUGCCUCAGGAGAGCAUUCAACUUGCUCCCCCAAAUACCACCCCGACAACAGCCCAACGCCCGCCAGACAAGCGCACCAAAAUCGCACGCGGCCCUGCCAAUUCGUGAUGCCGCCUCGUCGGUCUCACAAAAAGUCGCGUGCGGGAUGCCGCAGGUGCAAGAACCGCAAGAUCAAGGUAUGUUCCUCUGCUGCCGGUUGCUACUGGACCCUCGCCGUCUCGGUCGAGCUGCUGUUCGCCAAAGCGCCGCCGCCCACCACCACCUUGUUUGCGCCCGCCCGCCAGGCUGAUGCUGAUCCGUGCACCCAUCCCAGUGCGAUGAAGUCCACCCGCGAUGCGGCAACUGCGUCAAGCAUGGCGUCCUUCUUUGAUGAGCUCACUUCCGUCGCCACGCCCGUCGCCACGCCCGCCGCACGAAGCCCACCUGUCCCCUCGCCUAGCAGCCUUUACAACAACAACAACCACCAUCACAACGGCCACAACGGUCAUGCCUCCGCUACCAAUGGCAAUGGUGUCAACGGAUCACGACCCUCUCCAACAAGACAAUCGCCGAUUCCUCCACCGCUCGUCUCCUCCCCGUCUGCCACAGAGUCUCUCCACACCUCGGCCCCUCAGAGCGUCCAGAGCGGCCCGGCGCCGUCAUUGUCAAGGGCACCACCCGCCCGCCCCGUCGAUCGCAUGCUCGAGCUUCGUCUCUGGCACCACUUUACGACGAGCACUUACCGGACCCUUCUUCACAACGUACCCGCAGCCGAUGACAUUUGGAAAUAUGAGGUCCCAAAGCUGGCCUUUGCCGGCAAAACCUAUCUGGCCGACGCCAUUCUAGCCGUGUCAGCUCUCCACCUACGAUCUCUAAACCCCGACGACAAGAAUCUCGUUCAGGCUACUCACGCCUACUCUGCCUCUGCGCUGGCUGACUACUGCUCCUCCUUGGCCGGCGGUAUCCAAGACGAAAACGCAGAGGCACUGUUCCUCACGGCCUGCCUUAUUGCUUUCCAAGCGACUGCCUCUCGCAUUUUUAUCAAAGACGAUGGCGAAAUGACUCCUAGUGCUGGCAAAGGCGCCUCCCGAUAUCCUCUACCCUUAGCUUGGUUCCAUGCCUUCCAAGGUGUAAAGACUGUCGUCGCAACCUCGUGGCAGUGGAUCUUUAACAGUCCCACUGUUCUCGCCGUCAUCAACUCACAACCCAGUUUCCAGCUCGACAUGAAUCUCUUGGGCACCACUUCUUUUUUCGGUCACCUUCUUGAAGGUGUCGAGGAAGAAGUCUCCGUGGAAGAUGCCCAAGCGAACCUGCUCUCUCAGCAGGGCUAUAUCCACGCCGUCUCCGUUCUCAACUGGGCCCAUCAAAACCCUUAUCCGCCAGCCACGCUCGCAUUUCCAGCCGCCGUUUCUAAACGGUUCGUCCAACUCGUCGAGGCCAAGCGCCCACGUGCCCUCGCCAUUGCUGCGUGUUUCUUUGCGCUACUAAAACGCAUGGAUAAUGUAUGGUGGCUGGGAGACGUCUCGAAGCGCGAAGUCAUGGGGCUUGUCAGCCUGUUUGAGCCCGGUUCCGGCUGGUGGCGGCAUCUUGAGUGGCCGGUCCGCAUCGCGCUCUGGGACGGCGACCCCAACGCCAUACCCGCCUCCGUCUGGGGAGCCGAGUGCGAAGAGGCGCCUUCACCCGAGUAUGGCCUGGUCGAUACGAUGAAGAAUCACGUCGAGCUUCUAGCGCGCAUGAGCCAUGCCAUUCCCCAAUCGCCAACGGCAGACUUGACGGACAUUACUGGAGAGCUGGGCUUUGCUGCUGUGCCCCUGGAUUAA